Messenger RNA from Colletotrichum phormii, 2421 nucleotides. RefSeq lists its product as uncharacterized. The coding region runs from base 471 to 2150 and encodes 559 amino acids. The record is from RefSeq and is a predicted model, not a curated record. The transcript has 2 exons. NCBI's taxonomy places the organism in Eukaryota, Fungi, Ascomycota, Sordariomycetes, Glomerellales, Glomerellaceae. Gene Ontology annotation, molecular function: DNA-binding transcription factor activity, RNA polymerase II-specific; zinc ion binding. Gene Ontology annotation, biological process: regulation of DNA-templated transcription.
ACAAGACAGCUUUCAAACCUGUUGACUUGCGGAAGGAUUCAUCUUAUCUUCUUCUUUUCCUCUUUUUUUCCUGCCCGUUCGUCAUACGAGAUAGACCAGGGUUAUUACGGAUGAUGUAAAAGCGUUUUUAGGCAGCAAUAAUACAUCGUUCCUUCGUUUCCUUUGAGCGCUUCCAAGGUUACAACAAAGAGAAGGGGGGAAGAAAUAUCCAACCCCCAGCAACAUCGAAACCUUGUGUAAUAACCGCUGCUGCUGCUGCCCGUCAGAAAAAGGCGCCAGGUAUCUCGGUUCAGGAAAUGCGUAUAGUCUACGGCCGGCGACCUCGCAUCUGUACCAAGACAUUUUAGCGGGAACACACAGUCUCCGAGACCCGAGUACCCGGAAACUCCAAUAAUCCUUUCCUAUUAGGCACUUUUGUCCUCACUUCUCAGCCUCUCACUUAUAACAAGGCCAACAAAACUCCGGCCCUGAUGCCCUCUCCCGGUCCCCAGAUUCUCACCUUUGCGCUCGAGAACUGGCCUCACAACGCCGGGCCUACAACCAGGGCUAGCAAGCCCAAGGUCCGGACGGGAUGCGUCACAUGCAAACGACGCAGGAUAAAAUGUGACGAGACGAAGCCGUCAUGUGAAAACUGCCUCAAGCGGCGGGUGGAAUGUGAGGGGUACAAACCCAAAUCACCAAACGCCUCCUCCUCCCUCGGCGCAGCCUCAUCAAAACAACUCAUCGCAACCUCCAACGGCAGCUCCUCCUUCUCCAUCGAGCCGGGCUACCAAAGCCUCGUCUUCACAACACAGCUGCAAAAGGACCACUUUGACCAAUGGCUCUCCUUCGCCGCAGACACCCUCGUCUUCCCCUCCCAGCUCAUCACCGAAACCAUCCCGCAAAUCGCCCGCUCCGACCUGGCCGUCCGCAACGCCGCCUUCGCCAUCGGCGCCGCCGCCCUCGGCAGCGGCACCCGCGAGGAGCGUCUCACGGGUAAGGGCCCGUACUUCGCCGACGCGCUGGAAUACUACAACCGCGCGCUGCAGCUGACCGUCAAGUCCCCGCCCACGGAGGAGACCUUCCCCAGCGUCCUCAUGACGUGUCUCCUCUUUGUAAUGUUCGAGGCCCUCCACGGCGACAGGAGGUCCGCACUGACGCACCUCAACCACGGGUACAACAUCCUCGACCAGUACGAGCGGCGCCGGGCCAAGAAGAUGAAGUCCCAGAAGCAGACGCAGGCGUCCCGCCGCGAUCCCCUCGUCAACGCCAUCGCCACAAACUUCCAGCGCCUGACUCUCCAGUCCUGGAGCCACAACGGAGACCACCCAAAGGAGACGGAGAAGCAGGUCCCCUGGUGUUGCCGCGGCCAAACCGCGCGCUACGCCGUCGAUGAGAUGCCCGACGCCUUCGACUCCCUCGACGAGGCGCACCGCUGGUGGGAAGUAACCCAACACCACGUCAUCCACCACGCGCCCCUCAUCAUCGGCUUCCGCGUCGAAGGGACGGGUAACAAAGCGCCGUCCUUCCCGCCCAACGUCAGCCUGCCCAUCAACCCGGAGCAAGUCAAGGCGCACGACCGCUACGUCGAAGCCUGGCGCCUGCGCUUCUCGCCCCUCCUCGAAGCGCAAGAAGCCAAAGAGGUGAAGUGCGACAGAGAGUACCUCAAGGCCCUGGGCCUGCGCAUCCACUCCACGUACCUCUCGAUCCCGAUCCUCACAGCAAACUACUGCGACACGGACAUCCUCGCCUCCAUGACACCCAGCUUCCGUCUCUACGUCGACCUCAGCGCACACUUCCUCGCCCUCCAACAGCGCCUGCUCAACGCCUCGGGCGAAAUGUUCACAAUGGACAGUAACAGCCCCACCUGGCCCCUCGGCGCGGCGACGAUGCUUUGCAUGGACGAGAGCGUGCGGGCCGAUGCGCUGCGGCUGUUUAGGGAGUACCCGCGGCGCGACGGGCUGUGGGAUACGCAGACGUGGCUGAGUAUGCUGGAGAGCUACAAGGAGGCGAACCAGACUAUCGUGAAACAGGUUGGCGAGCGGGAGUCGCAGCACAUGUUUGAUGUCGAGGUUGUCUAUGAGGAUAAGUCUGUGGUGUGGAUUAAGCAGGUGGAGGAUCCUACGAGUGUUAGUCCGGAUGAUUUGAAGUAUAGGAUUAAUCUCCCUUGAGGGGGGGUAAUGAAUGAGUUAAAUGAAUGCUGAGAUGUCAUGCGUGGUAUUGCAAUGCUUGACCAAAUAAUCGAUGGUCUGGGUGUGGUUCCGCCAUAUGAAAAUGCAUGUCAAGGCUGUAAAACUCGUAAGACUUGAACUCAUCGGGUGAGAAACUGACGGGAAUCGCCAUCGUGGGACAGAUAACAUUGACGCCUAAUUUACUAAGAAGUCCGUCGGCGUACUUAUAAAUACAACACGAGCUAGCCUAGGGUGCUGCGAAAUAUUCAAC